Molecule: messenger RNA, 3542 nt
Organism: Bursaphelenchus xylophilus (pine wood nematode)
Lineage: Eukaryota; Metazoa; Nematoda; Chromadorea; Rhabditida; Aphelenchoididae
Source: the annotation of a GenBank genome assembly
AUGAGUAACACUACUAAUAUCACUAAAUUGCGAGUACUGUAUACGGGUGGAUUGCCGGCUGUGAACACGAAAUGCAUAGGAUAUCCGGUGCAGAAUCCGAAGAAGACUUGCAUGUUUCCCGGACUUCAUACGGAGGUAAGCACAAAGCUCUACCCUAUUAAAGGGUAGAGCUGAAAGGGGAAGUGUAACAAGUGCGACACUCAAAUUUUCUUUAAAUUUGGCGCACAUUUUGGGCACGGGCCACGUAUCAUUCCUUAAAAAUUUUAGCUCGCAAUUUGCAGGCGCAGCCUUGAUAUGUGACGAUCUUUGCGGCCGACAGAAUACGCAACAGGGGAGAGCGGCAAGAGAAAACUUUUCGGCUGUUUCUUUGCUAUUAGUUUCGUGCGAAAACCCCGAAAUUUUUACUCCUAAAAUUUGUCAAAAUUGGAUACCUUUUUGGGAGUUUAUGUACAAAAAUAUGUAUUUCAGCCUUGUUUCUACCGGAGAAGGGGGUAUUUUUAAAAAAGUUUCAACUGCGAAAAAUUGGCUAAUUGUAAGAGAUGGCGCAAACCUCUUACUGUCUCCAAGCACUCCCGGCAACAGAGAUUCGUUGAAUUCCCCCUCGGUCAUGCCGGCAAGGUGCGAGCUAAACUUUCAAGGGAUUCAUAUACGAACACAGCCCAAGAUUCACCCAACAUACAAAGAAAAACUGAACAUCGAACUUCGAAAAUUUCCUUGUAAAGAGAAAGUUUGUCGUCAACACCGCUUUUCAGAUUAUGAAGCUCUUUGCCGACAGACUGGGCUUGACUGUGGAGCCGCUAUUCAUCCAUUCGGAGCAACCAUUUAUAGGGGAUGUGGUAAGCCGGUGGAAGCGUAAAAUACGUAACCUCACAGAAUGAUUUUUUAUGUAUAACGGAAUAGGCGUGCAUUAAGAUACGCAAAUCAUAAUAUGAUAUUAUUCUAUCAGUCUGUCGGGAAAAUAAUGUGGGUUCGUCGUGCCUUCGAAUCACCACUUUGCGACGGCUAGCUUCGGCUGGAGAUUUGGUGUGCGACUGGCACAAGACUUUUGCUGCGACAAAUCCAAAUUAUUAUCCCGACAAACCGAGACAUACCAUGAAGAUGCCUCCCAAUACGUUGCCUUUCAGGAGAACGACACUGUAACUGGUCUACUAGGGUACGUUCAUAACGACACGGUCGAUACGAUCGCGCUUUGCGUUGGGCAAAGCGAUGAACGACGGAAAUACUUUGACUUUACCAAUGCUGUUUACUUUGUGAGUUGAUUUUUAAGAAACUGUCGAAUUUCGAAUUCUGGAAGGAGCUGAUGUUUUGCAGAAUCAGUCAAGGGCAACAGUUGACCCGGCCCACGGCAACCCAAAAUAGAACAAAAAUGUCUCCCGCCCACUUUUGAGUUUCGUCCAAACGAAGUGUCAAAAUUGGCAAAAGAAAUAAAAUAAUUCCGAGAAAAAUUGUUUUUCGGUCGGAAAACCACACGAAAAAUUCACUUUUGACAUUUCGUUUGAAUUCAACCGAUACUAGGUGGGCGAAGUGCCGAGACGAGGCGGGAGACUCCCUGGGUUGCCGUGCGGCCUGAAGUGCAGCCUGCAAGCGUGUUGAGACUUUCUGGCUUGCCUAUUAGUCUGUCCGGAAAGUAAUGAGCACAAUACCGUUCCACUUCAAAACGUCAAUGAAGUGGAAAGCAAUUUGAUUUUGCCGCGACACAAUUCAUUUCCUCGGCAGCGAUGCGAUUUUCAGUGCGACAUUGUGCUCAUUAUUUUCCCGACAAACCGUUGGUAAUUAUGGCAACUUUUUCAGUCCGUCGGCAAGGCCUUUCUCAAUGUCCCGGAGAACACGUGGAACAAGUUCUUUGCCUUCUUCCAAAGCUAUCAGUACACCUCCUGGAUUGGGAUUGGAGUUGCACUGCUUUUGCAGUGCAUUCUAUGCAUUUUCGUCAACCGAAUCGAAGCCCAAAUCCAGAUGGUUGGUUUUUAGCCGCAUGGUAUUUCCGAUUUCAUUGUUUGCAGAGGAACACAAAGAAAAGGUUCAUUGAGGUGGUCUGGCAAAUGUUGCGACUUCAAUUACUGCAAUCCGAGACCUUGCAAUACAGCUCUAUGGCAGGUGGGAAUGCGGGCGCUCAAAAAAUAUUUAACGACCAAAGUUUUCUAACAGUGUGUCGGGAAAAUAAUGUGGAUUUGUGACGCCUUGAAAGCGCCAAUCAUCGCUUUGCGACGGGAAGCCGCGGCUGGAGAUUUGACGUGCGUCCACGACGAGGCGCAAAAAUUUUUUUCUGCGACGAAUCCACAUUAUUUUCCUGACAGACUUCACAAGAAGGUCCACAUUAUUUUCCCGAUAGACCAGACCAAAAAUUUUGCACUGCGCGUGGUCGGCAUGCAUCGUGGAUUUUUUUCAUCGUCGUAUCACAAGCUUUAUGCGAGUUAGCGCACCGUAUUAACAAGGAGAAGUUUUUAGGCCCACCCAGUAUCAACCUGUCGGGAAAAUAAUGUGGCUUUGUCGCAGCGAAAUGUCUCUCACCGCAGAAGUCGCGUAACAUUGUCCUCUGCUGCGGCGAGCCGUCGUAAAAAGAUGAUGAGCGAUUUCAAGGCGCGAUAAAAAUCCACAUUGUUUUCCCGACAGACUGAUAAUAUACAUCAUUAAUGUCAUACUUUUCUGCCGUAAAAUCUUUCUGUAAUAUGAAAAUUACCAUACUAUGUAGAAUCUGGAGAUCAUGCGCAAAUUUUUAAGACACCUUUUCAGCCGUUAAAAAUAACUUCCUUUUGCAGGAAAAUUCUCGGUUGUUGUCUUCUCCCUAGUGCAAUGCACAGUUGUGAUGGGUGUGCUCAGCUCCUACAUCUACUCCAACCUUGUCCGACCCAAGCCUCCACUGCCUUUUAAGACAUUCUCUCAAUUCACCGCCAUGAUGGCGGAUCGGACAUUACAUCUGGUGGAGUUGACCAAAGCCAGCAUCUUUUAUGACACUGUAAUGAAGUCGAACGCAUCCGACUUUACUCGGAUGAGACAUGCGUUCAGUGGGAAUCCGCUGAGAUUGGGAACGUCGAUAAAGCACGUCCUACAAUUGCUCGAUGAGCCGGGCGCGGUCCUAUUGAGAUAUGUAGGUUGGAUUUUGAUACAAAUAAUACAACUACGUCAUGUAAAUUACGCGAAAAGUUCUGAAAUUCUUUAGGAAGACGAACAUCUCUCAUUUGAAGCCUACAAAAAAUGCAACAUCUACAUGACAGACAUGCUACUCCCCCCAGCUUGGGGAUAUUUCGUCUUCAAGAAAGGCUUUCCAUUCAUGGACCAAAUCAAUCAGCUGUUGGAACGGGAGCGUUACAAGAUAGACAAGCUGUGGAAUAAGUAUCUGCGGAUCUAUCGAAGCCAAGUGGGCUGUAUUCCAUCUGAUGUUCAAGUGAUUGGAGGUGAGUAACAGAAGUUUGAAAAAUACUUCUUCAGCGAAGUACCCCUAUAUAGGGACAGCGAUUACAUUGUUCGUGGUGGAGCUAAUCGCAAUCGCCUUGUUUUUUGGAGAAGUGAUCAUCGCUCAGUUGAAGAGACGCAACAGAAGAUAG